Molecule: messenger RNA, 2714 nt
Organism: Sceloporus undulatus (fence lizard)
Lineage: Eukaryota; Metazoa; Chordata; Lepidosauria; Squamata; Phrynosomatidae
Gene: DDN
Product: dendrin
Exons: 2
Coding region: 503-2551 (682 amino acids)
Source: RefSeq, a predicted model, not a curated record
CCUGUGUGAUGUGGUGUGUCCUUAGUGUGCUGACAUGUCUUGUAUAGCUGUAGCUGUGUAACUGUUCUUGCAGCAGCUUGUGGUGGCAGAGAUGCUUUGUAUGUGUGUGUGUGCCUAUGUAGUCUCUAUGUAGAGAACAGAGUGUGUAGCAAUGCGAGAGAGUCUCAGUGGGCGUAGCUGUUUUUCUGAUGUGCCUUUGCACUAUGCACGUGUGUGCAUAUCCACGUGUCUCUGUUUCUUUCAGUCUCUCUCUGCUUCUCUCUCUCUCUCUCUCUCUCUCUUUUUCUUCAUUGGUGUCUCUUGCAGCCACCUGGCCCUGAGCAGUGGGCUUAACUGAGUGAACCUCACCUUGUGCUACUUGCUGCCAGCAAUCCUUACCCUCUCCACCUGCACAAGGGACUUGCUUGUUGUGUGCUGCAUGUGGGUGUAAUGCACUCCCAGACUUUCUCUCUUGGUGCUGCUGGGUUGGCUCCAGCAGCUGCUAGAUGUCCCAGCAACCAGGAUGAUCUUUGAAUGUUUGAAUCCAGGUGAUUUCAGGUGCCUUCAGGGCUUCGAGAGAACAACCCUGCUCCUUGUUGAAUUUAACACAGUCUUUUGUUCCAGCCAGAGCACCAUGGAAGCAGGGGGGACAUGGACUGGGCAAGGCUACAAUGCCCCCUGGAUGCACCACAGUGUGGCCGGGCAGUACACGCUCUUGGAGAAACAGCUUGUCUCAGAUUUGUCCCCCUACCGGCGUCGCCCCGUCCCCCGGGUGCUCCAGGAUUCCACCAACUGGCACGAUGCCCAGCUCCCAUCACGCUGGAGCCUGCUGAAGCAGGAGGGCCAGUGGUUUUCUGGGAAGGACUUGAGCAGGGUGACCUCCUCCCCAAAGGCCCAAUGGCAGCCACCAUUGCCACUGCCACCACAACGUAGCCCUACUUAUGGUGGCCUACGUCCAGUCCAUAGGAGGGAUGGAAGCUGGGGAGCAGUCAGCCACCUGGGAAGGGAUGGCCCCACAGACUUCCUCACCGGAGGCUCUUUUACUGCCACUCCAAGCUGCUGGUGGUAUCCUAGAGGAGCUUCUGCUAAAAGCAGGUGUGAUCCCCCUGUCCGGGCUCCUCCAAGCUACGAAGCCCAUAUGCUAUUGCGCCUCCGGGCUGGGCAGGGCCCCCGCAAAGAAAACUGGCCCCAUCCUCCACCUUAUGUUGCUCCCCCAUCUUAUGAGGCACCCCACUGCACAGUCCAGCCUCAACAGCCACCACCAAUGUGCCAGCGUCCAUGCAAAGAAGCUUUAACAGGAAAGCAGCACCAAACAAUGGGGCCCAAGAAAUGUGGGGAGAGAAUAGCAGGGACCUAUGAGACCAGGGGACCACAGAGUCACGGUCCUGGGAGGAAGGCAGGGAGGCGCCAGGCUAAAAUCCCAGGUAGCUGGAGCUACCUUUCUGGAGCAAGCACGUGGGGUGGCCCUCGGAGGCAGCCAGAAAGGGCAGAGUCCAUCAAUGGCUUGGUGCCCAGCUGGGACAUGAGCCCCCAAGACCGUAGUUAUACUCUCCCUCGGAUAAGUAAAAGGAAUAAGGGGGUGCCCGUGGCCUGUCCCCCUCAACACACACUCCCUGCAGGCUUGGGCUUUAGCCAUGCUGUGGGUUGUCCCCCUGGAGCUGUAGGGAAUGGUGGGAACAAAGCAGGAGACAGGUACAUCAGAGACCUCAUGCCCAAGUGGAAGGAGCCAAGCCAUACUAGGGAGGCUGGGGGGAGCCAGGGAUCAUUGUCAAAGCUGACGCCACGGCGGUGUGGAGGUCUCUUUGUCAUUGAUGCCACAUGUGUGGUCAUCCAGGCCCAUUACAUCCCGGCUCCCCGGACAGAGCAUGUCCGUUACUUGGGCCAAGAGGGCCUGGACAAGGUCAAAGCUGCCGUUUCCCCUGGUUCUCCAGCCCCUGUCUCGAUGGAGGAGCGAGCUGCUCGCAUCCUGGGUCUAUCGGUGAGUGAGUUGGGGUUCACAGAGGCAGGAAAAAGUAAAAUAUUGGGGCCAGGGAGUCCUCGGCAAACGGUUAGUGAAAGCUCUGCAGCUGAGGUGACCGUGGCUGAGAAAAACUAUGGAACAGGGCAGCCUAGAAGGGCUCCUUCAUCCCUGGCCAGCCCUAGGAAAGCUUUGCCACUCCCAACUCCCAAUAACUUCCAGGUUAAGAAUACACAGGAGGAGCUGCCUUGCCCUGAGGAUACAGGAGCAUCAACAGUUCCAUGCCAGGAAAGUGUCUCUGGCCUACCACAACGAGAGGAAGAACCAGAACCCAUCUUUCCCUCACAGCGCAGGUCCUAUGCCCUGGAGCUGAAGGAAGCCAUGUCAAGGAUCCGCCGACACACGGCUCCAGAUUCGGAUACGGAUGAGGAGCUAGAGAAAGAGUGCGAGCCAGUCUGUGGGCAACCAGUGGAGUGGAAAGGGGGGAUGAAUGAAGGGGCUCUGUACUGCAGCAGCAGCAGCCUAGACAGCAGCAGUUCCAAUGCCACUGUGGUGCCAGGGAAUUCCACUCCCACACCGCUCCCCGUGGGGGACCUGAUCCAGAUGAUGCCGUAACCAUGAAGACAGAUGUGAAAAAAGACUGUGAAAUAAUAUGAAAUCCUCACCCACCCCACUCUCCCAAGUGCCUGGUAUCCCCAUGCCUCUCCCCACUCCCCCUUGCUAGAAGCUCAGGGACACUGAGGUGUUUGGGGCUGUAGGGUUAGAAAGGAUAUAUAUA